AUGGAUAAAAGGACGGAACGUGAGAGUCGGAUGAUUAGCCAGAUGGAGCGGAAGCUUGCAACCUAUCAGCCUGUUGACGAGGAACAGAAGCAACACGCGCUCGCUGAACAUUUGCGAUCCAUUGCUCCAUUCAAUAAACGUUGGCAGAAAAAUUUCAUUUUCCAGGUGACGGAAACAAUUAAUGAGGGCACAUAUGGUGUAGUAUUUGCCGUGCGCGACGUGGAAACCGGUGUGCAUGGUGUUAUUAAGGUGGCCAAAGCAAUAGGCAGCGAUGCGGGAAAUCAAACUGCUGAGUGGGAAGGCUUCGUGCUGGAAAAAAUGUACAAAAAGAAUCCGCAAGCGAGCAUUGUUCGUCUGCUGGACAGAGGUAUGCUAGCUGACCAAAACGGUGAGGCAAUGCAAUUCAUGGUGCUUGAGAAAGCCCAAUAUCCAAUCAUGGAUUGGCUCAGUAAUGUAAAUCAUUUCGCUUCAUCUCUUUUAAAAUUCGAAAUUUUUUAUGCAUUUUUUUGA
Messenger RNA from Gongylonema pulchrum, 510 nucleotides. The record is from the annotation of a GenBank genome assembly. NCBI's taxonomy places the organism in Eukaryota, Metazoa, Nematoda, Chromadorea, Rhabditida, Gongylonematidae.